Messenger RNA from Aethalodelphis obliquidens (Pacific white-sided dolphin), 2858 nucleotides. It is a transcript of the gene ZDHHC14, whose product is annotated as zDHHC palmitoyltransferase 14. The transcript is spliced from 9 exons. The record is from RefSeq and is a predicted model, not a curated record. The coding region runs from base 514 to 1980 and encodes 488 amino acids. Lineage: Eukaryota; Metazoa; Chordata; Mammalia; Artiodactyla; Delphinidae. Gene Ontology annotation, cellular component: endoplasmic reticulum; Golgi apparatus. Gene Ontology annotation, molecular function: protein-cysteine S-palmitoyltransferase activity. Gene Ontology annotation, biological process: peptidyl-L-cysteine S-palmitoylation; protein targeting to membrane.
GAAGGAUUAGAAUAAACCUGACCGAGGCGCAGAAGUGGCUCCUGAGGAAGCCGGCGCCGGGGCCGCCGCCUCGUGUCGCCUCUGGGCGCAGCGCUCGGGGGUCGGCGGGCCAGAGCCGAGGCGCGGCCGGAGGGCCGGGGGCUGCGGGGCCGAGCGAGCGGCUGUGCGAGGGAGAGGGCGCACGGCAAGCACUGGGGCGACUGGGCAGCCCCCCGCGCCCCGCGGGGUCCCGGAGCCCCAGCACGCGGGCUGGAAGCGACUGAGGACCGCCGCCGCGGGCUGCGGGCGAGCACCGUCCCUCUAGGCAGGGGAUCCGGCUAUGACAGCUGGGCUCCCCAAAGGGUUAACCUGGGUGUCCUCGGCAAAGUUGUCGCCGAGCCGGGAGCCCGCGUAGGGGCCGCGGCGCCGAGGCUCUGGGGGCGGCCGGGCGGCCGGCGGCGGUCGUGGCUCGGCGGGGGCCGCGCGGCCGGGGGGCUGCUGGGGGUGUGCGCCCCCAGCCGGCUGCCCUCGUGGAUGCCUCCCGGCGGCGGCGGGCCCAUGAAAGACUGCGAGUACAGUCAGAUCAGCACCCACAGCUCCUCCCCCAUGGAGUCGCCCCACAAGAAGAAGAAAAUCGCGGCCCGGAGGAAAUGGGAGGUUUUCCCGGGAAGAAACAAGUUCUUCUGCAACGGGAGGAUCAUGAUGGCCCGGCAGACGGGCGUCUUCUACCUGACUCUCAUCCUCAUCCUGGUCACUAGCGGACUCUUCUUCGCCUUCGACUGUCCGUAUCUAGCAGUGAAAAUCACCCCUGCUAUCCCCGUGGUCGGUGGCAUUCUGUUCUUCUUUGUGAUGGGGACCCUGCUGCGCACCAGCUUCAGCGACCCUGGCGUCCUUCCGCGAGCCACACCUGAUGAAGCCGCCGACCUGGAAAGGCAAAUAGAUAUCGCAAACGGCACCAGUUCAGGGGGGUACCGCCCACCUCCCAGAACCAAGGAAGUCAUCAUCAAUGGCCAGACUGUGAAACUUAAAUAUUGUUUCACCUGCAAGAUUUUCCGGCCCCCUCGUGCCUCUCAUUGUAGCCUUUGCGAUAACUGCGUAGAACGAUUUGAUCACCACUGUCCCUGGGUAGGCAACUGUGUGGGGAAAAGAAACUACAGAUUUUUUUAUAUGUUUAUUUUAUCUCUGUCUUUUCUGACAGUCUUUAUAUUUGCAUUCGUUAUCACCCACGUCAUUCUUCGUUCACAGCAAGCAGGAUUCCUAAAUGCUCUUAAGGACAGUCCUGCAAGCGUGCUGGAGGCCGUGGUCUGCUUCUUCUCCGUCUGGUCCAUCGUGGGGCUCUCGGGUUUCCACACGUACCUGAUCAGCUCCAACCAGACCACAAAUGAAGACAUUAAAGGAUCUUGGUCAAAUAAAAGAGGUAAAGAGAAUUACAACCCCUACAGCUACGGAAAUAUCUUUACAAAUUGCUGUGUUGCCCUGUGUGGGCCCAUUUCUCCAAGCCUCAUUGACAGAAGAGGGUACAUCCAGCCUGACACCCCACGGCCAGCCGCACCCUCCAACGGGAUGGCCGCGUAUGGGGCCACACAGUCACAGAGCGAUACGUGCGACCAAGACCAGUGCAUUCAGAGCACCAAAUUCGUUUUGCAGGCCGCGGCCACGCCCCUGCUGCAGAGCGAGCCCAGCCUAGCCAGCGAUGAGCUGCACCUGCCCGGGAAGCCGGGCCUGGGCACGCCCUGCGCCAGCCUGACGCUGGGGCAGCCCACGCCGCCCUCCUCCAUGCCCAACCUCGCCGCCGAGGCCGCGCUCACAGACAUACUGCCCCUGAAAGAGGAGCACGUGGGCCACCAGUUCCUGACCCCGGAGGAAGCGCCCUCGCCGCCCGGGAUGUUGGCGGGCAGCCCGCUGGCGCACAGCCGCACCAUGCACGUCCUGGGCCUCGCCAGCCAGGACUCUCUGCACGAGGAUUCGGUGCGCGGCCUGGUGAAGCUCAGCUCCGUGUGACCGCGGGGCCCCGGCCCGGGGGCUGCAGACAGCAGGAGCGACGGACGGACGGCCCCACCGCGACUUCCGGCGACCCAGUGCCGGGGUGGCCACGACGACUCCAGGUCCUGAGGCAGGAAGAGCCCUGGGAGAAAAAUCGGAUCCCCCUCUGAUGGCAGAGGAGGGCAGGACCCAAAGGCUGGCAGCUUGGUUCCAUUUGAAUUUUCUGCCCCACCCUGACCAUUCUGAUAACGGUGGAAACAGAGACGUAGCUGUUUUCAGGUCUUUGGAAUAUGGAGGGUGGGCGUGGGGAGGGAGGAGCCUCCGGGGGCCCCCAGUCGGAGUCUGGGCGGAGAGGAGGCUGCCUGGGCGUUCCUCUUGCUGUUCUGGGACAGAUACACGGAAGGUUUAUGACACUUGUGGCCGGACUGAAAUUGCACUUAAGUGUUAUGCUACUAAUAUUUGAAACAGACAUGCCAUUCCAUUUGUUAAUUUAAGAAAAACCUAAAGGGAAACAAUGACCAGAUGUGGACUUGCAUGCCACGCUGCAGUCUGUUCACGGUGGUGAUGGUAUUGAAAGGCAACUGCUGCUUUCUUUCUUCUUCCUUUUUUUUCUUUAAUUUUGUGAAUUCUCAAGUGCUGUUUUAUGGGAAGACAGUGCAACAAACCAAGACUAAUGGACCAUGCCAUCCGUCGCCAGCUUCUUCAGCUUAAUUCUACAUGGGUAGGUGGCGCGCCUGGGCUGCGGAGGGCUGCCGGGGUUUUAUCCCAUCAAGCAUCAGUUAACCUUCUGUUUAGUAGUUAGCCGAGGUGUUGUGUUGUACCACACCUGCCACAGUCUUCACCUCCUUGUGUGACCAAACUCCUGUGGACAGCCAAUAAAAGGACGUCCUCUGUUA